CGCUGUACAUCCGGGCAGCCUUUCAAUUCCUCCUCCAACUUCUCUUGUGUCGUCACAGUUUGCUUGCGCUUUUCCUUCUCUUGCAUUCACUAGAUAGUAUUCUUUCCUUGGUUGUCCUCUUCUUCAUAUUUUCUCAUUGCCACUUAUCUUUCCCUCUCAAAUCUUCCAUCCCCUUCGAUUGUCGCACUACUGUACCUUCUAAGACCUUACUUCCAUCUUCCUUCCCUCUUAAGGUCUCGAAACCCCUCGUCGCGAAGGAAAGCUAAGAAGCCACCGAAAAUGUCGCUCUGUCAAAACCGCCUGACUGAGGAGAGGAAGCAAUGGCGCCGUGAUCAUCCUUUCGGCUUCUAUGCGAAACCCAACCGCAACGCCCAGGGUGUCCUGGACCUGAAGAAAUGGGAGUGUGGAAUCCCGGGAAAGAAAGAUACGAUCUGGGAGGGUGGAAUGUUCAAGCUGGACGUCAUUUUCCCCGACGAGUAUCCCACCAAACCUCCGAAAUGCAAAUUCAACCCUCCGCUUUUCCACCCUAACGUCUAUCCCUCCGGCACUGUCUGUCUUUCGAUCCUCAACGAGGAAGAGGCCUGGAGACCCGCCAUAACGAUUAAGCAAAUUCUGAUCGGUAUCCAAGAGCUCCUGAACGAUCCCAACCCCGAAUCGCCGGCGCAGGCCGAAGCCUACAACAUGUUCAGACGGGACCGGGCGGCCUAUGAAAGCAAAGUGAAGCAGAUCGUGAAGGAGAACCCAGGGCAUUAAGAGAAGGAGCGGGGACUGCAGAUUAAUGGACAUGCGCUAAUUUUCCUUUUUCCUUUUCUGUUCCAUGAUAUCCUCUCCUAUGUCCUUGUCGUUUUUCCUCCAUCAUCAUCAUCUUCUUCAUCUUCUGUUAGAUGUCACGUUGCAUUUUACUCUUUCCUUACUACUCUUGUGUCGACAUCGGUCGAAUCUCGGACUGAUGUCGGGGACCUGCGAGCGGUGAUUCUUGGGAGGAUUGCGCGCAAGACAACUCACUUAUGGGGUACUGCCGUCAUUGGGAAUCAGUCAAGCUGCAUAUCGCAUUUCGUGGCGAUGGAACAUCUUUUUUAUUUCUUUUCUUCUAGCGAGCAAGGAGUUUAUAAUGAACUAAAAUGGGCGGACGAGCAAGGCGUCGAAGACUAUGAUCUUUUUUGGUUCCAUUAGG
This is a messenger RNA of Aspergillus melleus, 1174 nucleotides long. RefSeq names its product E2 SUMO-conjugating protein UBC9 (gene hus5). Gene Ontology annotation, cellular component: nucleus. Gene Ontology annotation, biological process: protein sumoylation. The transcript has 4 exons. Bases 280 to 753 code for a protein of 157 amino acids. Lineage: Eukaryota; Fungi; Ascomycota; Eurotiomycetes; Eurotiales; Aspergillaceae. The record is from RefSeq and is a predicted model, not a curated record. Gene Ontology annotation, molecular function: SUMO conjugating enzyme activity.